Molecule: messenger RNA, 1367 nt
Organism: Phragmites australis (common reed)
Lineage: Eukaryota; Viridiplantae; Streptophyta; Magnoliopsida; Poales; Poaceae
Exons: 3
Coding region: 174-869 (231 amino acids)
Source: RefSeq, a predicted model, not a curated record
UGGUGUUUUUGGUCUUAUAAAAUUUGCAACCGUGUUUCUGGGUCCGUCAAAGGCUGGAAGCAUCUGCCACCGUCGCAUAGGAAUCGUGCGGUCUUGAUCUAAUCGGCCCCCCAUCCCACAGGGAAGAAACGAACCCUUGGCCGUCGUCACCCCCGCCCUCCUCUCCUCUCCCCAUGGCGCCACCGUGCGCAACAGCCGCCGCUGCCGAAAAUCCGUUGACUUCUCCUCCUUCUCCUGCUGCCGCCGGAAACCCAUCAAUCUCUCCUUCCUCACCUGCUCCUGCCGCUUCCGCCGUGGGGUCAGAGCCAGAGACCAGCCAGCAGCAAGAUGCAGACGCACGGUGGCUCGAAACCCUCUCCGAGACCGAGCUCGUAAGGCCACUCCCUCCCUCUCCCUCUCCCAAUCCCUUCUUUUCUUUCUUUCAUUCUGUGUGUGCUUUCCGAUUCCAAUCCACAGGGUUUCCUUCCAUCUCUCCCUUCUCUGUUUCGGUGCAGGAUUUGCUGAUCAGCCUCAAGGAGCUGGCCGUCACGCGGGCCACCAACGCCGGCCAUCCUAAGCUCGCCGACAGAUUCCAUCUCCGCACGCUGCGUGCUCUAGGGAUUGUUUUGCUGGAAAAUUUCAAGGGGCGACUACAAGAGAGUACCUCAGUUAAUACAAACAUGUUUGAGAGACUUGCCCUACUUAGUGAUCCCGAUGUGGAUGUUUCCGCCCACAGGAGUAAUUUUGAGCCUCAAGUUGUCAGGCCCAGCGAAAAUCAGCCAGUGGCGAAUGGUGUCAACAGAAAACGGAAGCAGAUGCAAGAUGAGCCGCAUGAAGAGGGUACCCUAAGUCCGAAGAAAAGAAGAAUGGACGAGGCAAGAGAGGAGUGAUCUAGUGCUGUCCCUGAUAAGGUACAAGGAAAGACCACUGAGGCUGGUGCUGGUGCCGGUACCAAUAAAAUCUUUCGGAAGUCUCCCUCUGCCUACCUGGGUACCCAGUUUCACUGGCUCUGAACAAGUAACGUCAUUUAUGUUCUUUCUCGAGGGCUGGAGGUGGUCAUUCCCAUUCCCAUUCUAUUGUUGGGUUUUGGAGACUGGCCAAUUGCCCAUCGGAGGGAGCCUUUGGAGAUUGCCAUGCUCAACUGAAGGUGGUGAAGCCAUGGCCUCUGAGAUGACGCAACAACUGCAAACGUAUGGCCAUGUGCAGAAAAUGGCAUUGGUGAUGCGAUGAUACUACCUAAUGUUGGGCAACUCAGCAUACCUGCUGUAAUUCUACCGCUCAUGAUUGACGAGAGUGAGUUUGACGAAUUGACAUGUUUACAGAGUUGGUUAUUGUGAUCUGAAUUGUAUUGCGGAUUGCUGAGAUUAGUUAAUGACAAUCUUCACCCA